Messenger RNA from Dreissena polymorpha, 5543 nucleotides. RefSeq lists its product as uncharacterized. The transcript is spliced from 4 exons. Lineage: Eukaryota; Metazoa; Mollusca; Bivalvia; Myida; Dreissenidae. Bases 1470 to 2471 code for a protein of 333 amino acids. The record is from RefSeq and is a predicted model, not a curated record.
AGCCAAGAUAACUGGAGUUAAAUUGUAAACCAACCUGAGAAGAUCAGACUCGCGCGACUAUAGGCAGAUCUGUUCUUGCGAAAACGUGACGUCACCACAGCAAUGAAAAUCAAAUGACGUCGUCUUCAUUCAUAAACAGUGCCCGGACAAUCAAAGUGACGUCACUUUAAACAACCAUUGAUAUAUCGUGGUGAUAACCCACGACAAUGGGUCCUUAAAAACGAAACGUUAUUGAAGUUGCAGCCCAUCUGAUUAGUCCGUCGCAGAAAUCUGCAUGACAAAUUGCUAGAAAAUACAAAGGAAAGCGAAUGACAGCAGUCAAAGAAGCUCAUGUUCGGAGAGCUUUAGAAAGCAAUAAUGGGAACAAACGCAUUGUGACAUCAGCGGCUCUUGACAAGGCUCUAAUUGACAUUGGCGUCAAUGAGGAAACGAUUCAAUUGAGAAGGACAACGUGGCUUUAUAUUGAAGCUUUAAACACCAUCAAUCAACAAGGAGCGGGCGCAGAUAUUGAUGUAUAUUGUUUUGGAAGCCAAACCGAAGGUUCUACAACAGAAGGAAUGCACUCAGACAUUGAUUAUCUAUUUUGUCAUAGAUACUUGCCGGUGAUUCAGAACACCGUGGACAGGCAGUUUGAGCAAUUGCAGCUAUUUGUUGUUAAGGACCUGUCAAUCCCGCCUCAGCUUUGCUGUCUUCAAUUGCUCUUGCCGUAUCGUCAUAUUGAUGCUGAAAGGCAGGUAUUACUUAAAACCAUUGUGAUGAAAAAGUUUAUCUUAAGGACCUGCAAAAUAUGGGGGGUUGACUUUAUCCAAAUCGGUCCUUCGUUUAAAAUCGCUUGGCUCAUCGACGUAGAUAUAGUCAACGCAUUUCACUGUGCAAAACUGCCGGAAGAUUGUCAAUAUAUUUUCAGAAGGCCAAAACCCGGGCAUUGGCAAACUCAGGCAUUGUUGACAAAGCUUAAGAAUAGCGGGGUAUUCCUUGUUACGGCUGCGCAGGUUGAGAACACAGCAAACUGGGACCCUCGCCAACACCUAGGUACAGUAACAGUACGAACGUUCGAUAACUCACAUGAGCUUUAUUGGAGGAUAUCUACCAAUUUGAUGGAGCGGCUUUUGAUGUUCGACCUCUCAAUGACGCAAAUGAAAGUAUACGUCAUCAUGAAAAUAAUCAGAAAAGAGUUUUGCAAGCCGCUCGUAGGCAAACGUUUAAGCACGUUUCACUUAAAAACGACGAUGAUGUAUAGCGUGGAAAUGUCACCUCCACAUAUCUGGAAAGAUGGCAAUCUUAUCCAGUGUUUAAAAUUUUGUUUGACAACGUUAAGGCGUUGGUUAAAGGUGCGAUAUUGCCCCCACUACACGACGGUUAAAGUGAAUUUGUUUGACGGUAAACUUCGAUUGAACGAGUUUCCGGUUUUGAUAGAAUUGUUCACGAAUAUGAUCCGUGACGAUUUGUCUUGUUUGCACAAUGUUUAAAUGGACGACCUUAGUAACCGUAUAUCAUCGAAUUUCACAGAUUGUACUAAUGAGCUUCCUUUCGAAGAACUUAAUAUCGUUGCUGCAAACAAGAUGUUUGAUUGUAUCAUCACGUACUCAUGCGGAUCAUUUUACAAAACGGGAAUGCUUGCAGCAGUAGACACAUCAAUAGUUAUAAACGACCAUGCCCUGUUCAUUCGAAAGCUUGAGACCAUUAAUAAAACCAGCACGGGACACAUUCGUUUAGCAGUCUCUAUUACAUUACCAUUCCAGUAUUCCAUUCAGGCUGUAAUGAAGGCAUCGCUGUGUAUCGGUAAGAAUCAAACAAUACCGCAGGAGAUUUUCACUUUGUGUGAAAAGUCUCUGAUGUCCGACGUGACAUCGAGUCGCCUUAAGUUGGCGUCGAUAUAUUUCUCUGCGUGCCGUUUUGAAGAGGCUGCUGCAAUUCUAAAGCAAGUAGACGCUCUCCUUUCUAACAAAAUAAUAAUAUGUCUUAGCCCUUUCAUUCUUAACAAAAAUCAUAAGUUCGGUUCAGAGAUGAUGGGACGCCGAAAAAAAGAGGUCAUAGACAUCUUGCAAAAAGAGGUUGCUCUGUGUACGAUUUUUAGCAGACACGAAAUUAUUUGUGUUCCUGGGCAGCUUGUCGCUGAGUUCUACAGAACGAUAACGGUGGAGGAUUCAGGUUUCCGGCUUCGCAGCGAUUUCUGGAUGGACCUUGCAGUGGUUGACUCAUUGUCAUACUUGUAUUAUCUACAGUAUUUAACAUUUCGAACUACUGGAUUACUCAGCGACAAAGACAGUGCCUUUACAAAUCCUUAUAGUAAAUAUCGUGAAUAUCAUACAGAAACCUCACUAAAUCUGAUAGGACAUUGUUGUGAGCUGGAAGGCCAUUUGUUAGAAGCUUGGGUUGUCUAUAAGAUGUCAGUGAACCUACGACCACAGAAUAACGCAGCUUACUGGCACAUGUUUAGUAUUAUUGGAGGGCUUAUUAUGGGGCUUUGAAUGUUAUCAUGGUGACAUUCUUUAACUCAGGAUGCACAUAUGCAUGACAGCGGGAGAACAUUUGAACAUAUAAAUUAUAUAUUAUAUAUUAUUAUUAUCAUUUUAUAUUUCGUGUUGUGGUGUUGUAUGUUAUGUCCUGUAUUGUGUUGACAAAUUGUUAAAAUCGUCUUAACAAAUAGUAUUUGAGGAGAUUGUUUAAUGUUUAUUAGGGAGUUCCUCUGUGUGAAGUCUAUUCAUUGUCAAUAUUUAGUUUGACUCACGAUUGCAGCGUGUAUUCAGUUGAACCUAUUCCUGUUCAUGCUGUCGUAUUUCAAUCUUCAUAAGUUGUAAGCGGAAAAGUUAAUACUGUUUAAUUACGUAGAACUUGUUUACGACCAUUCUUAUGAAUAUUUAUUUACAUUUUUCUGUACAGUGCUUAAUUUUUAGAUAAACCAUUGUGAUUUGUGUAAGAUAUAUCAGGCCUAAGGGUCCUACCAAUAUUAUAUAACAGGUCAGGCGGGUCGAGAUUCUCUGUUAAGAAAAAGAUUUGUAUAGAUUCGUUGUAUUUCAAUCUUCAGAAGUUGUUAGAUUAAGAGCGCAUACAUUUUUUUCCGUGCAAAAUUUUAUUCACUGCGUAUAAUAUUACAUACAAACGUAGAAUAGUGUAUACAAUUAUAUAAAGUAUUAUGAAUUUCAUAAAGGAAAAUAUUUUAUGUACAGCUAUUUGAUGUGAACAUAAUAUAAUACAUAAAAUUGUAGUACAUACAACAUACAUUCAUAUACAAUUAUAAUCGUGUUAUAGUUAAAGUAUUUUACAACAACACAAAAACGCUAGUUUGAGCAAUACAAACUAAAUUAAUGUUGAAUGUAAGUAUGUAUACCAUUUAACAUAAAAUAUUGCACAUUAGAAAAUUAUAUAGUAAGUGCAAAACUGCAUUGUAUAAGAAAACUGAUAAUGCAGAGUUUACAACAACAUCAACAAAUAACUAUGUUAUAAGCAUACUUUAUAUUCUUUGUUAUGAUUAGUUAUGUCAUUAUAUAAGAUGGCAGUAAAUAUGUUAACAAGGGGCCAUAUUUUUGAUUCUCCUCCUGAUUUAAUUUUAUUGUAAAAAGUUUGUUUUACAAGUCCGUAUUUUGAAGAGAUUCUGUUUUGUCUUUGGUAAUAAAAGAUAUACCGUUUAAGCUCUAGGCAUACUAUAUAUAAAUCGUUCAUUUUUGGAUUAAUAAUUCCAAAAACAAGAUCCUGACAUGUAAUGUGAUUAUGUAUGCUUGGUCUAGUUCUACGAACAAUAUCAACAACAAAUUUUAUAAUUUCUUGGGUAUAUGAACAGUACCAGAACAAGUUCAUUAUAUUUUCAACUUCCAAAUUACAGAAUGUACAUAGAUUAUUUGCAACAAUUUUCAUUUUGAACAUAAGGGAUUUUGUUCCCAAUCUUCUGUGGACUAUUCUGCAAUGGAGCCAGUGCAAAGCUCAUACCUAUUUAAUUACGUAGAACUUGUUUACGACCAUCCUUAUGACUAUUUAUUUAUAUGUUUUUCAACAGUGCUAAACUGUUAUAUCAUUGAUUGUGAUUUUAUGGAUUAAUAAGGCUUGUGGGUCUUACCAAUAUUGUACAACAGGUAAGGAGGGUCGAGACUCCCUGUUAAUACUUUACCACUUAGAAACGUAUUUUGACGCAUUUGUAGUCCUUUAGAAAGUUAAAGUUAAUUAAAGACCUUUCUUACUAGAUUAAAGUUUUAAAUGCUUUAUUUCCGACCCUUAGAUAUGAGCAGCAAACAGCAGAAAACCUGAACAGACUGCGAGUUCUGGUUUUAUCCUGUUUUCACAAAUCCAUUUUUACUUUGCUUCUGAGUGGGAAAAGGUUCAACAAAAAUGUUUCAAUAAGUAUCUAUUUAGCUUCGUCAACUUUUAAAAAGGUUUAAUUAUACAGACGUUGCGCAAGUUUCUAAAAAUUGCCAUAGAGACACUUUUAUUGGUGUGAUCAGAACUUAAAGGUUUUAGAACUGUAAAACGGCAUGUAUGUUGUUUUUUCUUUGCACAUUUCCGAUUACCAUGGUAUUCUGACUCGAUAAUAAAAAAAAAAGGUGUAAAACAAUUAUUCAACGACAUUCCGAAUUGCUUCAAACGUUUUCUCCAUCUUUUUUCAUAACCAUUUAAGAGCGAAACUCAGUCGUAUGUUCCUUAUAAUUGAUACAGCAAGAUUUAUUUUGUAUAUAUUUCUUCAUAACUCGUUUAAUAUGCGUUAAUGAUAGUAAAUAACAUUUAAAAGUGGGAUAAAGAUAAUAAAAGCACAUGCGUAUUCUUUUCUCAUCUUAGAUAACCCGAAAAUAGUAGUACAAAGUCAUAAGUUAUUUAAUAAGAAAGUUAACAAUUAGUCAGAAAUAAAAUACAAACUUUUGGCAUAUAAAUAGUUUAUGAUAUAUCGCUUAUACGAAAUAGGAAUAUAUACUAGUAUCACAGCACGUUUUCAUUUAAGUUCCAGUUUAGCUUUCUAGGCUGCCCACAUUCACACGAAUAAUUAUUCCAUAACCAUGAUGCAUUUGGGGACUGAAGAUGUUGCAUAAACUGAUGAAACAUAUAGUUUUAUUCAUUGAACUAUCAUACACUGCUUACAACUAGGAGGAGCAUGUCGUACAUCAUUUGUAAACCAAUAACCAUCCAUUUACUUUUAUUUAUAUUACCUUUGAAUUACAAUGCUAUUAUCUCAAUAUUUAUUUAUUCAAAAUUUAUUGUAUAUGUUUUUUUAUAUAAAUAAAAGGUUAAGUGUGCUUAUCUGUUCUCUGUUCAACCCAAUUUUAAAUGUUACUUAAUUAUUUUAUGUUGGCGCCGCUUACGUUCAAGUUAUAUCGUUUACAGCAAUACUUGUAAUUGUAUUGUUUCUUUGUUCAUUCCGUUUUAAAUUUCUAUUAAUUAUAUAAGAACAAUGUGUUUUAAUCUCUCGCAUCGACGUGAAAAGAGUAGAAUUUAAAAAGUGAAUUCACACCAGUCCUUCGUCAAUUAUUCUGUAUUUUUUUAUUAGAAGGAUAGUGUAUGUACCUAAUUAUGAUCAUCAAAUGUUGAUUAUUAAUUUUGCCCGAAGCAUUAAAGUUUGA